GGGCCAUCGCCAAACUCUUCCCACAAAGUUGGGAGCAUGAAAUUGUCCAAAAUGUCUUGGUAUACUGACGCCUUAGGAGUUCCCUUCACUGGAACAAAGUGUAUAGCUAUUGACUCUGCAGACAGUUGGUUACUUCUGCAUACUGAGCGCUUCAGCUUGGUGGCUGUUGUUCCCAGUCGCUUCCACUUUGUUAUAAUCCCACUAACAGUUGAGCGUGGCAUAUUUAGUAGCCAGGAAAUGUCACGGAUGGACUUAUUGCACAGGUGGCCACCUAUCACGGGACCACGCUUGGAGUCACUGAGCUCCUGAGAGUGACCCAU
Molecule: messenger RNA, 320 nt
Organism: Staurois parvus
Lineage: Eukaryota; Metazoa; Chordata; Amphibia; Anura; Ranidae
Source: the annotation of a GenBank genome assembly